Ostrinia furnacalis (Asian corn borer) is the source of this 3124-nucleotide messenger RNA. RefSeq names its product LIM domain transcription factor LMO4. Bases 380 to 967 code for a protein of 195 amino acids. The transcript has 5 exons. NCBI's taxonomy places the organism in Eukaryota, Metazoa, Arthropoda, Insecta, Lepidoptera, Crambidae. The record is from RefSeq and is a predicted model, not a curated record.
CGCCGCAAGGGGAAGUGUCGUCGAUCCCCGUAAACGUUACUACUUUUUUCGAAGUUCUUAACACAGUUUUUGUUUUAAAGUUUAACAAGGAAGUUUUAUGUGGCCGGUCUUUUAUCCUGUCGAGCUGGAAGGUUAAGAGACAGCGCUCGGCAGUGUAGUUUAUUGAGUUUAUACGUUGGUUGUGUUUUUUCUGUUAUUGUUGUUUUUUUUUGUUUGGUGCAUCGUGCCGGCCCGGAGACCCAACGGUCCCAAAGAGGCUGCAAGUCUGGACGCGCGGCCAACAGACUCCAAAGGACAAAGCCUUUAGGGCGUGUAAUUGUGGUGGUCGGCGCGAGCGGUCCCCGCUCCAACCGUCAAGCUGGCAGCGAGCGCGUUAAGCAUGAACGCUCACUACCACGGGUAUGCCGAGCUCAGCUCGCCGCACCCGCCGUCUCCCGAGGCGGCCUUCGCGGCUAACGGCCACGACUACCCUCACAACAACAACAAUCCCGCGCUCAAAGAAUGCGCCGGCUGCGGCGGCAAAAUCGUCGAGAGGUUCCUUCUACACGCGCUAGACAGAUACUGGCAUCAUGGCUGCCUGAAGUGCACGUGCUGUGGCCAAGCCCUGGCGGACAUGGGCAGAUCCUUCUACUUCAAAGGUGGCAUGAUCCUGUGCAAAAGCGACUACACAAGAAUGUUCGGUUCAGGCGGCGCGUGCGCAGCGUGCGGGCAGGCCAUCCCCGCGAGCGAGUUCGUGAUGCGGACGAAUGCUCCGCAGCAGCCCUUACACGUCUUCCACAUAAAAUGCUUCGCGUGCUCCAAGUGCGGCUCACACCUAAUGCAGGGCGAUAGGUAUUACAUGCUCGCGGGUUCCCUCGUCUGCGAGCAGGACUGGCAGAAGCUGAUGAAGAGCGCGAACGCCGGCAGCGGGCCCGCGGCGCCGGUGCGCAAGGGCAAGGUCGGCCGCCCGCGCCGCUCGCGAGAAUGAGCGCCGCCGGGCCCUGUGCCCGCGCACCACUCGCAUAGGGACUACGAGGAGAUGAUGGCGUGUUCGUAUCUCAGCGCUGGGAUGAAGACUGAGGCUAGUGCUGCGUGCUGGACCCCGCCCAACGUGGGUCCGCUGGCUGAUAUACAGGGGCCUUCGGGGCUGCCGGCGCCUGUUUUCUUGCGGCCGCCGGCGAUGCUAGGGGUCCUGCCCCCGCUGCCCGGCCCGCUGCCUGGCCCGCCGCACGAGCCGGCCCUGGACCUCACCACGACGCCAUCCCUCAAGGCCCGGCUGCCGUCCUCACCUAGUGACGACGACACGGAGUGACAGUGUUGUGCCAGAGACAACUGAACUCUACCGAUCGCGAAAUUAUUACACAUUUUACAGUAAUAAUUUUAACGUCAGUGAACUGUUAAGUUAUACCUUAGUACCUACGACAUAUUUAAUUUCGGUUGUGAAAAUGGCAAUUCUGUAAUACUUAACUCGCUCUAUGUAAAUUUCCAUUAAACUACUGGUACUUAAGAGUUAAACAGAAUGAGAUGUGUUAAACACAAGGGAGUUGUAUUUAUAUGAAAUGAUGAAGUGUGUGUAAGUGUGAGGAAAUGACAUAUCUUAUGUAGGUGUGGAGGCAUUUUAUCUUCUUAUUGAAAUUAAGAUCAGUUGUGUUAAAAUCUCACGAGUUGUGACCUCCAUAAGGCGAGGAGGAAGGCGUAUUUAGAUUUCUCCGAUUAUGACCAUAUAAAUAGCACAUAUUAAAUGCCAAUUUAAAGAAGAACAAAUCAUAAAUGCUAUUUGAUAUUUUCUUUUGCCUCCUCAUUCGACCUAGAGAUUGUAACUAUCGUCUAUUUUCUUUUCAACAGUCUUUCUUUCUCGACAACCAGCAAGAGACCUUAUACUGGUCUUCUUACUCUUGGUUUUAUUUUAAUUUAUUUAAGCAUCGUAAUUUGGAACACCUAACCUGAAGAUAAAGUGUCACAACUCAAAAUUUCAACUAAUAUUUUAGUAACAUUUGUGUAAAAAUGCCGUUUCAUUUGGCUAAAUGGGUUAAAAAUCUGAAAUAUGGAAAAAAUAUAUAUUAUUUUUUAUUAUUUCAUUUGACACUGAAUCAGAGGUGCAGUGUUCCAUUAACGUCUUAUACAUGUCGAUUCUUGCCAGAAAUCGUAUCUUUUAUAACCUUGUUUGUAACAUCGACCGUGUUUCUCGCGCACUCAUCUCUGUGAUUUGCAAUUUUGCUGUGUAAAUAACUUUCUCGAAUAAAUUUGUUAUUUCGUAUAUAAACGACGAGCUGUCGGACACGACGGCCCGUCACUAUUAUUCGUUUAUGAUGUACAUAUUAGCAUAUUCUAGGUGUAAGUAGGAACAUCUCGCACCUAACUUUGGGCGCAAAACUUCGUAGCAAUAAUUUUGAUGCCAACGUCUUUGAAGUAUUAAAUCAACUUACUAACGGUCUCUGUAUAUAUAUUGAUCUAUGUUUUACCAUUAAAGUUGUUCAAAUCGAUUUCUAAAUAAAUGUAUGCAGUUAUUGUAAGUACUUAAACGCUAACAUUCCUUAAUACGUGUAUAAUGUCUGUGUAUCAUUGUAAUGUAAAACAUUAUAUUUCAUACUAAAUUAUUUAUUUUAACUUGUUGUCAAUGUGGCUUAGAUUAGAAUUACUAUUCUGACAAACCUAAUUUAUUGACAUUAAAAUAAAACUAUGUGUAAUAAAAAUGUAGAUCGUUUCUGAUAUCACAUUAAAGGCAUAAAAACUCUAUAUUUAUUUAAUAGUAUCAUAAUAGGUAUCCCUAAACCACAUCGGCAUGCGUGCAUUAAUGUUAGCGUUUAGUGAAUCUUGCCAUCUAAACAUAUGUUAAUUUACUAAAAACUACACUGACUUUAGAGAGAUUUUGAGAUUGGUUCAAAAAUCACCAAAUGGUCAUCAUUUAGUUACAGGGAACAGCACUACAGAUUUUAGUUGCAAAAUCGACUCUAUCACAACUACAUUAGAGGCCACAGUGUUUACCUUGGUGUGCUGUUGUCUGUAGUAUCAAAAAUCGAAUCUAAGUCCGUGGCAGUUUAUUAGAAACGACAGUUAUGGUGUUACCAAUACACAAAGAAAGAACAUACAUACUUAGAAUAAGAGAACCGGCGACAGGAGGAGAAAAUAAACAUUUUGUAAAUUA